Molecule: messenger RNA, 2147 nt
Organism: Salvia hispanica
Lineage: Eukaryota; Viridiplantae; Streptophyta; Magnoliopsida; Lamiales; Lamiaceae
Source: RefSeq, a predicted model, not a curated record
UAAGUACACCAAGAGUGAAGUAGUAAGAGUGUACGUGUGUGUUUGUGAGUGCGAGGUGUGUCCUUGUAGAGUUAGAGGUGUGUCCUCGGAUGUCUUGUAAGGUGUGUCCUCCAAGAGUGUAUUUUGGGGUGUGUUCUCAAAAGUGUUAUAGUGUUGUGUUGGUGUUGUGUACACUAUCUUGUUGUGUAUCAGUGUUUCGUACACCGUUGUCGGGUUUAAUAAAAUUCUGUUUGUGUGUCGAUCCUGGAGUACCGUUGAUACCCAACAAGUGGUAUCAGAGCCACGUCACGUGGAGUUGUGGUUCGUUGUUGUAGCUGUGAUAUUUUGAGGUGUUCGUUCGCAGGCCGAGAGUAUACCGUUACUAUGUCAGAAUUAAUAGUCUGGGACUAUUGUUGGCGUCGUUACUCUGCCGGAGUUGACAGCUGGAGAACACCAGUACCAGAUGGCAGAUUUUUCUGGAGUUGUAAAUAGCAUCGAGAAGCUAAAUAGCAACAACUAUGGAAAUUGGAGUAUCCGUAUGAAACAUUAUCUCAUAGGUCAGGACUUAUGGGAUAUUGUUGGAGGAGAGAGUACCACACCACCGACUGGCGACGCAAAGGCGCGAAAGGAGUGGGAGAUGAAAUGCGGAAGAGCGAUGUUCAUGCUGAUGGUUGUAGUGGAAGACGAGCAGAUGCAGCGUAUCAGGUCAGCUAAGACACCAAAGGAGGUGUGGGGGAUUCUGAAGACUGCUUUCGCCAAGAAGAACGAGGCAAAGCUACAACGCCUGGAAAAUGAGCUAUUCUCUAUCUCGCAACGGGAGCUCACUUCAAGGAUUAUGAGGAAGAAGCUCUUUUCAUCGGCAAUAGAGGCCGCGCUGCCAGAAAUGAUAACUGGCGCAGGAGAGUAGAAGGUGACCGAAAAUAUCAGCGUAGAAGAGACGAAGGUGAUCGGGUUCAAUGGCGUGAGCGAGAAGAAGAUGAUCGAGAGGAGAUGCGCUCCCAGCUAGGGGGAGCAGAACGCAGAGAUGGUCGGAGCAAUGAAUCUCAUCAAUCAAGGAGGUUUGAUGGAAUAUGUUAUAAUUGUGGGAAGAAGGGCCACAUGGCCAGGAACUGUCGGUCAGAGAAUAAGCCAGUAGAAAGUCAUGUGGUGAUAACUAGCGGAGCAUCACCGGAUGAAGAAGAAUGAGAUAUGGAAGCGUUAUCCAUUGUGAGUGACGAAGAGUUGGAAUCCCAGGCGCCCACUGUUAUAGAAGAAGAAGAUUGGGAUUUUGCCGAUUCCAUGUUGAUAAUUGAAGAUGAAGAGGGGAAUAUUGAAGAGAAUUGGGAAGAAGCAAAAAUAAAGUUGGAGCUGCUAGAAGAUGAGGAAGAAAUUGACGAGCAACUUGUGGAGCUUCCGAAAAUGCAAGAAGAUAAUGAAGAAGAUGAAGAUAUAGAUAUAUUAGAGGUUGAAGCGGAUCAAGAAGCGACAAAGUUGAAGCAAUCAGAAAAGAUUUUGGAGUCCGGAGAAGAGUGGGAGAAAUCACGAGCUCAGAGAUCAAGCACAACACAAAAGAAAGUAGUUGCUAGAGAAGGAGAAUUUAGGGAAGCCGUCUCAACUGAAGAAUCAUGUCAAGACAUGCAUCCUGAAGAGCUCAGCACUGCGGAGCUACAGAAGCUGAAGGAGCAACUAACCAUACGAAGGAGAAAGUCGGUGACGAGGGAGAGUAUUGAACAUAAGAACUCCACCGACUUUGGAGAAGAUCCUAGAAUUUAGUAGAUGACUAUUAACUAGAACAAUCUAGUUGAAUCUAGCCGACAUACUCUUAAGAAUUAGGAAUUAAGAAUAUUAAAUUAGAAGACUAGAAUUCUCUAGUUUGGUGAAGUCGGUUCUUAACAGACAUAGGUUGCCUAUAAAUAGGCAUUAGGUAUCUAGUACUAGUGUGUGUGAGUAAGUACACCUAGAGUGAAGUAGUAAGAGUGUACGCGUGUGUUUGUGAGUGCGAGAUGUGUCCUCGUAGAGCUAGAGGUGUGUCUUCGGGUGUCUUGUGAGGUGUGUCCUCCAAGAGUGUAUUUUGGGAUGUGUCUUCAAAAGUGUUGUAGUGUACAGUGUUGGUGUUGUGUACACUAUCGUGUUGUGUAUCAGUGUUUCGUACAUCGUUGUCGGGUUUAAUAAAAUUCUGUUUGUGUUUC